This is a messenger RNA of Pelmatolapia mariae (spotted tilapia), 2683 nucleotides long. It is a transcript of the gene gspt1, whose product is annotated as G1 to S phase transition 1. Gene Ontology annotation, cellular component: translation release factor complex. Bases 222 to 1985 code for a protein of 587 amino acids. NCBI's taxonomy places the organism in Eukaryota, Metazoa, Chordata, Actinopteri, Cichliformes, Cichlidae. The record is from RefSeq and is a predicted model, not a curated record. Gene Ontology annotation, molecular function: translation release factor activity; GTP binding; GTPase activity. The transcript is spliced from 14 exons. Gene Ontology annotation, biological process: translation.
UGGCGGUGUGCGAGGGACGUGCAGCUGCCGUGCACCACUUCUCGUCAGCUACGGGAUCCAUAUGCUUGUCAAGGCAAGGCUUAACAAAGCAAUGGGAACUUCACCGAGCGUGCUGCUAAGAGUCUAAAACACACCAGCAACUAAACCCGUAUAAACGGAACCACAAAAAUCAUUCGCCUUGCCCGGUGGUGGGAAGCCUGUCAACUCUGGAAAAAGCAGCGAUGGACCCGAGAGACACAGCCCCGGAUUCGUGGGAGCUGGAAGAGGAUGCCGAGGCCCCUGCUGCCGCGGCGGGACUCCCAACCGCCUUCGCCGCCCUUAACGUCAACGCCAAGCCGUUUGUCCCCAACGUUAACGCCCCGGUGUUUGUACCAAGCUUCCUUCAAGCCAGCGCUGUGGAAAUGCCGGCUUCAGAUGGUACCCCUGAUCCAGCUGCCAGUAUGGAGGUGUCAGAAACAGUCGCUCCAGUGGAGAAUGGAAGCACAGAGGCAGACAUGCCCACAGAGGAAGAGACGUGGGAGCAGAAGGAGGAGCCCGGGGGAGACGAAGGAGGUGGCGGACAGGAGGAUCUGGGGUCUGGGGGGACCUGUGCGGAGGAGGGAGGCGCAGCAGGGAAAGAGGACGAGGAGAUGAUGGAGGAGGAAGAGGAGGAGAUGCCCCUGCCCAAAGUGGCUCCGGCGCCACCAGACGCUCCUAAGAAAGAACACGUUAACGUGGUCUUCAUUGGUCAUGUUGAUGCCGGGAAAUCGACGAUCGGAGGACAGAUCAUGUACUUAACUGGAAUGGUGGACAAACGAACCCUGGAGAAAUAUGAAAGAGAAGCUAAAGAAAAAAACAGGGAGACAUGGUACCUGUCGUGGGCUCUGGACACAAAUCAGGAGGAGAGAGACAAAGGGAAGACGGUCGAGGUUGGAAGAGCUUACUUCGAGACGGAGAAAAAACACUUCACCAUCCUCGAUGCCCCCGGACACAAGAGCUUUGUCCCCAACAUGAUCGGUGGGGCGUCACAAGCUGACCUGGCAGUCCUGGUGAUUUCAGCAAGAAAGGGCGAGUUUGAGACGGGAUUCGAAAAGGGUGGGCAGACGCGGGAGCAUGCCAUGCUGGCUAAAACGGCAGGAGUUAAACAUCUCAUUGUCCUCAUCAACAAGAUGGAUGACCCCACUGUCAACUGGAGCCUAGAAAGGUAUGAGGAGUGUAAGGAGAAGCUGGUGCCAUUUCUAAAGAAGGUGGGCUUCAACCCUAAGAAGGACAUCCACUUUAUGCCUUGCUCUGGACUCACAGGUGCCAACCUCAAGGACCCUGUCUCCGAAUGCCCCUGGUACACGGGUUUGCCAUUUAUUGCCCACCUGGACAGUUUGCCAAACUUCACCAGAUCAAGUGACGGACCUGUCAGACUACCUAUCGUAGACAAAUACAAGGAUAUGGGUACUGUUAUCCUUGGAAAGCUGGAAUCCGGAUCCAUUAGUAAAGCCCAGCAGCUGGUCAUGAUGCCAAACAGGCACACAGUGGAGGUUUUGAGCCUGCUGAGUGACGAUGUGGAGACGGACGACGCAAGUCCUGGGGAGAACCUGAAGUUGCGGCUGAAGGGCAUAGAGGAGGAAGAGAUCCUUCCUGGUUUUAUCCUCUGCAGUCCCGACAACCUCUGCCACUCUGGGCGCACCUUUGAUGCGCAGAUCGUCAUCAUCGAGCACAAAUCCAUCAUUUGUCCUGGUUACAAUGCAGUCCUUCACAUCCACACCUGCAUCGAAGAAGUGCAAAUUACAGCCUUAAUCUGUCUGGUGGACAAGAAGACGGGAGAGAAAAGCAAAACACGACCACGCUUUGUGAAGCAGGACCAGGUUUGUAUCGCCAGGCUCCGGGCAGCAGGAGUCAUCUGCUUAGAGACCUUCAAAGACUUCCCUCAGAUGGGGCGAUUCACACUGAGAGACGAAGGCAAAACAAUCGCCAUUGGCAAAGUGCUGAAGCUGGUGCCAGAAAAGGACUAAAUGCAACAAUGGCAGCAUGCAUGGAGUUCUUCCACUCGUUCCCAGAGGAGAAACGCUGCUAGAGCCGACCCAAACAGCUACUCUCUCUUUACACACAACUAUGCUGAAGAGAUGAACAACGACAAAAAAGGAGGGAAGAAUAAAAUCAUGUCAAAUGAAGAAAACAUGACUGAAUCAGUUUUUAUGAUGAACCAUAUGAAAUGAGAGACCAAGUCCAGUGUGUCAGCUUUCUCAUAUUGAGAGCUCAGCUAUGCCACUAAUGUAGCUACAUGCCCCGCCCCUUUCUGUACUCCCAGGCCUGACCGUACGGUCUGCUGGCCGCGCCAUUUGUUUUUUGAAUGGAGAUGGAUGCAGUGUUGUUGAGUUUGGGGAAGGAAAAAAACAACAACAAAAACAAAUAAAGUCCAGAAUGAUUUCAUAUCCUGCAAAAAGAGCAGAGUUAGCCUAUAAUUAUCAUUUGCUAAGUGCUUCUCCCAUCUCAAGAGCAGGAUUUAGAGUCCAGAGAGGACAUUUUUAUUUGAUUUUAAGGAUUGCUGUGCCAGAGUCUUUAGUUUGGUCUCUCUCCACAUGAGAUGGUUUAAUUGGACUGAGCUCACAUACUACUCUGAUGAACCAAGGAUAAACACACUCACACGGACAGACCCACACAGCUGUUACAUAAUCGAAAUGGAAAAUAAAAGAUAAAGCUGUAACUUAAA